AUGAAGGCGGCUCAGAUAAUCAUUGUGGAGGAAGAAGAUGAAGAAACCACGUCACAACUGCGAACUAGGCAAGUGGCUAUAAACAGAGACCGAGAAGGAGCCCACGAUAGAUUGAUGGCCGAUUACUUUGCCGACGAACCGUUGUACACAGCCAGGAUGUUUAAACAUUACAUUUCCAAGUGGGAGGAACGUAGACAUGCACUUGCUGCAGGUUUUUCUGCAAGAAAAAAUACCUCUUGGAAAAAUGGUGGUGGUUUAGUGAAAAUAAGAUGUAUUGUCUGCUCAAAAGAAGGAUUUCAUGUUAGCAAAGAAAUAGAUUCUGGUUCAGUUGAUGAGAAUAGUAAAAAGAUUGUUAGACGUAAUAGAGGUUCAAAAAGAGUUGGAUGCAAUGGUCAUCCGGCUGCCAGAAGUAUUGAUUAUGUUAAAGAAAGUUUUAUAUCUGGAUUGUCUGCAAUCAAUAUUGGACCUAUUAAAGCAUUCAAUAUUAUGAAAACAAUGUAUGGUGGUUUUGGUGAAGUUGGUGCUAGUAAAGUUGAUUGUAAGAACUAUAGAAGGGAUUUGAAUCUUUACAUAGGAGAGUACGAUGCAAAAAUGGCUGAUGAGCAAUCAAAAACAAAUUAUACAGUAUUUGGUAACAUAGUUGGUUUUGAUGCUACUUAUAAAUCAAACAAAUAUGAUUUGGUUUUUGUUCCAUUUACUGGGAUUGAUAAUCAUUUUAGGAAUGUCACAUUUGGUGGUGCAUUACUUGGUUCUGAGACUGCAUAUUCUUAUAGAUGGCUUUUAAGGUGCUUUGUUAAUGCUUUUGGAAAUGAGCCUAAAGUUGUUGUUACUGAUCAAGAUGCUGCAAUGAAGAGAGCUAUUAAGGAUGUACUUUCAAGAAGUAGGCAUAGGUUAUGUAUGUGGCAUAUAUGGGAGAAAUUGAAGACAAAGGUUAGUCCUGUUUUGUCAUCAAACAUUGAUUUUAAUACAAGAAUGACACAUGUUGUUUGGAAUGAUACUAUUAUUCCAGAAGAUUUUGAAACUGAGUGGCAUUCAAUAAUGUAUACUUUUGGAUUGGAAAAUCAUGAGUGGUUAAAAGAUAUGUACGAUCUUCGAUUUGAUUGGAUUCCCUCUUAUUACCAUGGAGAGAAUUUGGCUGGUCUUAUGCAUACUAUGUCUAGAUGUGAAAGCGAGAAUUACUUCUUUGGUCAGUUUUGCAAUCCAAGAUGUACACUUGUUGAAUUUUUCACUCAUUUUGAGACUGCAAUGGAUUUUCAAAGGCAUGAGCAUAGGAGGAAUGAUCAUGAUACAAGGUAUAUUCAGUCUAAGACCUGGAGUGACUUUGUAUUGGAGAAACAAGCAUCAGAAAUAUAUACCAAAACAAUUUUUAAAGAUAUUCAGAUUGAAAUUGAUGCUGCCAUUACAAAGUGUAUGUCAAAGUCUCAUGAUAUUGUGGGUGAUGUUCAAUAUUAUGAAAUAAAGGAUUUCAAACAACCAUGCACAUCUUUAUUCAAGGUUCAAUACAGCAAACAAGAAGAUGGUUUAAGUAUAAGUUGUACUUGCAAAUGCUUUGAAGAAUUUGGUAUAUUGUGCCUCCAUAUAUUUUAUGUUCUACGGAAUAGUGAAAUUGAUAAAGUUUUUAGAGAAAUCGUUGUUGGAAAUGAGUAUGUGGUUAAUAGGUUGGUUGGGGAUUUAGAUGAGUUGUGUCGUUAUAGAGAUCAUAUUAAAAUUUAUAUUGAUAAAGCGGAUGAGGUUAUGGUUGUUGCGCCGCCUCCUAGUCGCAAAGAAAGAUUUGCUGAUAUUGGAGGGAACUUAGAAAAGCUUGAUUCUAUGAUUCGUGUCCCGAUCAAGAUAAGGAUCAAAGGAUGCGGUGUACAAAAAAGGAUCAAGUCUAAUCGUGAGAUUGCAAUUCAGAAAUCAUCAAAGAUCCAGAAAUCGUGUCGUGUAUGUGGUGGAAAAGGACAUAACAGUCGCACAUGUAAAGAUAAGGUUUCUUCUAAUGCUAUAGGUUCUAGCAAUACAAUGUAA
This is a messenger RNA of Helianthus annuus (common sunflower), 2007 nucleotides long. Its product is annotated as protein FAR1-RELATED SEQUENCE 5-like. NCBI's taxonomy places the organism in Eukaryota, Viridiplantae, Streptophyta, Magnoliopsida, Asterales, Asteraceae. Gene Ontology annotation, molecular function: zinc ion binding. The coding region runs from base 1 to 2007 and encodes 668 amino acids. The transcript has 10 exons. Gene Ontology annotation, biological process: regulation of DNA-templated transcription. The record is from RefSeq and is a predicted model, not a curated record.